CUGAUCUACAAUGUUCCAAGAAAGCCGUCCCAUAAUCAUAAGCUUCCAAUGACAGUGCAUACUAGAGUGGUGAAUACAGAAUCCCAUAACAACCAUGUAUUAAUUAAAGUAACACUAUAUCAUAACAUAACAUAAGAGAUACAAUAAAAAAUUGUAUAAUUUUGUAUGAGACAGGAGGGUAAAUGUGAUUGGUGAAGUAGGGUAAUGAAGAUGUUGACCCGCAUUUCUAUCCGCGGAAGCGGCACAAGGAAUUGAAGUUGAAGGAGAGAUGAAGAGAGAAAGCAUGGGGAUUGGGGAGGGUACUGUGCUAAAUAAAAAGAAAACAAAAAGGACACACAGAAUCCUCGCACUGUCUUAUGUGACCUGCUCACCUGCACUUCACUUUUUGUCCAAUCCUAUCUUCUUUGUUUAGGUUGUCGUGUCUUUCUUUUCGUUUUGCAAACUGCAAUUCAUCUCUCUCUGUUUGGCGGGAAAACCAAGCCAUGGUUUGCCAAGAUUCGUCAUCGGAGACCGCUCCAUCGCCGGAGCUUCUUAAAACUGCUUCUCCUUCUUCAGCGGAAUCCAGCUUUCGUGAACUUGAUGAUGCCUUUCUGCAGACUCAAACGAGAAUUUGGCUCGGGGAAGUAUUGAAGAUAAGAUUGAAUGAGCAACUCAUUAUAUCCGAACUCCUUGCUGAUGGAGAAUUGCUGUUUUUAGUGUCAAAAGUGGUGUGGAAAUUGCUGUUGGCAAAGCAUAUGGAGCUAAAACACAUAAAAGCUUCCAAAAGCCAGCCAUUUGCUUCUAAGAGUAACAGUGGGAGAUAUAGACCUUAUUCUAAUGUUGAUUCAUUCCUGAAGAUUUGCAAAAUCUUGGAAUUGACCGGAGUUGACCUAUUCUCUCCAUCAGAUGUUGUUGAGAGAAGAAAUACUCGAAAAGUAUGCAUGUGUAUACGCUCAUUCUCCAAAAAAUUAAGGUCUAAGGAUAUAGAUGUUCCAGAUUUUGAUAUUGUUAAUGUUACUUGUGCCGUAACCAUGCCGAAGGAUGUGGUUGGAGACAUACGUAAAAGCAUAGAGCUGUCUCACAGAAGGCCUGCAGAUUCUUCCACUUAUUACUUACAGAAGAAUUCAGGGAAAGAAUCCAGGGAGGUCUACUACUCCGUUACAGACUCAAUCAAAGACUGGGAAACAUAUUCAGACCAAUCUAAUUACACAGAAAUCAAACAUCUAGUACAUCAUUUUGAUGACUUGUGUGAUUAUGCAUCAGAGAUACAGUGCAAUUCAACUUCUUCAAUGGUUGAAAAUGAUUUUAUGUCCACCAGUUUAGAUGAACUGGGCAGUCGAAGCCAGCAGAGACCAAGAAUUUCUGAUGAUGAGUUUCAAUUGUUAUGCUCAAGGGAAUUAUUACAAUAUCAUAUCUCUGAGACUCCUUAUUCCGGGAAUGUACAUGUUGACUUUAGUGGUGGUAUACCUCAUUUAGAUACUAGGGGCCAAGAAAGUAGAAUGAUGGAAUUUUGUUACACAGAGAAUGAAUUAUUAAGAGAUAAUGGUUCGACCCUUGGAACUCCUAUGAAUAACAGGAUGUCAGUGAUAAGAGAUGUUAGCUCAAAUACAAAAGAUAGUUGGGACCAGGAUCUGCUCAUUGAAAAAAAUAUUCCAGCAGAUGUACAUAAAAGUGCUAGUUCUCAUGGAUCAUGCGCAACUCCACUGAGUAUUGAAAAUGGUAGAUGCUUUGGAGCUGGUGAGAAUAUGGAGGUUCUACAUGAAGUACUGAACUUGGGAGACCAAUUUGAAGCAGAGAAUGAUUAUCAGAAAAGCGAUCAGUGGGAAGGUAUAAAAGAAUAUGAAUCACAGGAGAAAAUGAAGUAUAAGGAAAUUGAACAUGGAAUCACUUAUGGAAAGUAUACAUAUUUUGUCAAGGAACUUGAGGAAACCGAGCAUUCAUUAUAUUCUCCUGAUUGCUUCCUAUGUAAUAAGACUGAUUCUUCGAACAGAGCUGUCUCCGACAGCAAUGACAUAAAUGCAACUAUAUCAGAAAAGUUUCUUUUAUAUGAGGACUGGAAGUCUCAAGUUGAUUCAAUUUCAUCGUCGCUUAAUAGCUGUAGCCAAUGUGGGAAGCUGCUGUCUUGCCAGUCCUCUUCACUACCCCAGUUUUGUAAAUGGGACCAGAAAGGAAAAUUUCCUAUGACAAAAAGUGGAGCUAUAGACAACAAUGAAUCCUCACAUGAGGAAACUAUGCCUCAUAAACAAGAAACUGCUGAAGAGUAUGCGGUUGGUGCAACUGAUUUCAAGUUACUUGCAGAUGAUGAACAGCCAGAAAAUGAUAGUGAGGCUAUAGCAUCAAAUGCUAUGAGUUUGGAUAACUGUGAUGGAAGCGAAGGAGUAAUAGAUAUGAUCACCAAUGAUGCCACUGUUCCUGCCAACUAUGAUGAAGAUGUAUCUAACACUCGGACCUGCAUAACAAAUCAAAGCUCAGAACUUGAAUCCAAUGAUGGUCAUCAAUCAAGUCAAGACGACAUGGUUCUCGUUUGCCAUACAGAACAUACCCUUGAGCCUGAGUUACCUGUUCAAGAAGUAAUAAAUCCGGACAAAGAGAGUGCGCACUCCUUUGACAACUUAGAUGAGAAAGAAGAGAAAAUUGCAGAAAUAUCAAAGUCAAAACCCCGAAAGAAGCUAAUACUGAAAUCAGUGUUUGGUGGUGCCACUGCUGUUGGUUUGUUUUUCCUGUUUUUGCACCUAAGGUUCGUGUUUGACUCGUUUUUUAGGUUGUCAGGAGGAAUGACAAAGACAAAGAUGCAAAUCCAGAACCAAGUAAGGCAUUUAAUGAUGAAGGUAAAGAGAAGAGUAAGAAAUAUUCACCACCAAAAGCAAAGAGGACUACUGAAGGGGUUUAUGCAGCAGAGAAGAUUAAAUUGAAGUAAUCGAUAUUUGAGCCUCUUCUAUAAUAAUAAAAGGUAAAACAAGAUUAGAAAAGAAAAAGUAAAAGAAAGCAUUAGUUUCUUCAACUUGAGAUCUUGGUGUAGGGCUAGAGAUACAAGAGUAUUAGUUUCAUUGGUUACUGGUUAGUGAAUAAUGGUUACUUUGAGAUGGUCAAAAGCCAGCUCCUGUAAUUUUUUUCCUCCUGUGAGGGCUACAGUGAUAAAACUUCAGAGUAGCCUUUUUUUUAGAAGCACAAUCAUCAUAAAGUUCAUACUUUACGGACAAAAUAAUAUCAAAUACAAUAAAAUUCUAUAUCCAAGUA
Arachis duranensis is the source of this 3216-nucleotide messenger RNA. RefSeq lists its product as uncharacterized. The transcript is spliced from 8 exons. NCBI's taxonomy places the organism in Eukaryota, Viridiplantae, Streptophyta, Magnoliopsida, Fabales, Fabaceae. The record is from RefSeq and is a predicted model, not a curated record. Gene Ontology annotation, biological process: actin crosslink formation. Gene Ontology annotation, cellular component: actin filament. Gene Ontology annotation, molecular function: cytoskeletal adaptor activity; actin filament binding. The coding region runs from base 483 to 2891 and encodes 802 amino acids.